Alternaria viburni is the source of this 1071-nucleotide messenger RNA. RefSeq lists its product as uncharacterized. The coding region runs from base 1 to 1071 and encodes 356 amino acids. Gene Ontology annotation, molecular function: pyridoxal phosphate binding; catalytic activity; molybdenum ion binding. NCBI's taxonomy places the organism in Eukaryota, Fungi, Ascomycota, Dothideomycetes, Pleosporales, Pleosporaceae. The record is from RefSeq and is a predicted model, not a curated record. The transcript is spliced from 2 exons.
AUGGCACUCCCAGCCACUACGCAGGUCGCGAUCCUACUAUCGAUCUUCGUCUUACCCAUUCUCACAUACAUCUAUUUCACCAAGAACCAGCAAGCAAAGAGUAAUGCUGGACCUUUGCCAGCAGCGACAGAGAUCACAGGGCUCUUCAUACACCCAAUCAAGUCAUGCCACGGCAUCAGCGUAAAGUCGGCAAAGCUCUUACCAACAGGUCUUGAUCUCGAGCCAGAUCGUCAAUGGAUGUGGGUGAGCUACCCAAACUACGAGUUCCUUACGAUCCGCCAAAACUCCAAAAUGACACUGAUCCGACCAACCUACGACGAGAAGACUGAUACCCUUACCGUUACUGCACCAGCGCCGAAUUCAGUUGAUGAGAAGUUGGAGUUCUCCAUCCCGGCUCAUCCAUCUAAGGAAUGGCUCGACGAGAAUACCGAGGAGCACUCGGCAAAGAUAUGGAGUACUACAACGGGAACCCGCGUGUACUCCACGAAGAUGACCGCUCCCUUCAACAGCUUCUUUGAUAAGGAAGUACGGCUCGUGUACAAGCCCCCUGUCUCCGAAGACCCCAGACCUCUAGUAUCGAACGGUGCACCAGGCGUCCUAGGAAGAGACGCAUCGACCUGUUUCCCCGACCUGAUGCCCGUGCUCGUCGGCAACCAAUCCAGCAUCGAUGAACUCAACACGCGUCUCAAAGCCGCAGAAGACCUCACAAUCGACGUCCGCCGGUUCCGACCCAAUAUUCUCGUCAAGGGCGAUGCUAACGCGCCCUGGGAUGAAGAUCGCUGGAAGACGAUCAAGAUUACACCUAACGCUGGUGACAAGCCGAUCGUUCUAGAUAUCACCCAGCGAUGUGCGCGUUGUCAGGUGCCUAAUGUACAUCCUGAUUCGGCUGAGAAGCACAAGACGCAGCCUUGGGAUGCGUUGAUGAAAUAUAGGAGGAUCGACGAGGGAAUCACAUACAAGCCCUGCUAUGGUAUGCUCGCUGUGCCGAAGUCGGUUGGGGAUCUCAGGGUUGGCAUGAAGUUUGAGGUUACUGAGGUUACGGAUAAGCAUCGGUAUAUCGCUGGAUUCUAG